This is a messenger RNA of Sinocyclocheilus grahami, 4996 nucleotides long. Its product is annotated as microtubule-associated protein tau-like. The coding region runs from base 47 to 2245 and encodes 732 amino acids. The record is from RefSeq and is a predicted model, not a curated record. Gene Ontology annotation, molecular function: microtubule binding. Gene Ontology annotation, cellular component: neuron projection. The transcript has 8 exons. Gene Ontology annotation, biological process: neuron projection development; microtubule cytoskeleton organization. Lineage: Eukaryota; Metazoa; Chordata; Actinopteri; Cypriniformes; Cyprinidae.
GACUGACAAUAACUCAGUGUGCCACAGAGACUGAAAUCAUCUCAAAAUGGACCAUCAGGACCACAUGAAUUCUGGACAGGUGGGUGACUCUCAGCACUCUCCUGGGAACAACAUAGCAUCUGGUGUAGGCAACAUGACCAUCGAUGACAGCCAUCAUCAAGACAUGAAGAAUAGGAGAGCAGCACAUAUGGGAACGGGUGAUGGGCCAGUGAAAGAGGACACACUUGAACCAACGACUGAAGUGACCAUCCCAAAGCCUGUUUUUGAAGACUCCGAACCCAAGCCCUCCUUUGAUAAAGAUGUGCCAUUGGAAGAGUUAACACCCGGAAGCCCGCCCGAGAGUGGCCGGAGCAGUGCGGCAUCAGUGGAUGGGGAGGGAGAGCGAGAGAAUGGGGAAAAGGAGAGCUCUGUCAGCCCAAGAGAGUCUCCAAUGUCUCCACAUCCACUACCGACCACUCUUGCUGAUGAUUUGGGUUCAGGCAUCACGGGUUUUGACAGCCAGAUGAAGAGGAGUCCCUCAGAAACGAUGACUGACCAUCAUAGUGCCAGUGGAUCUGAGGAGGAGGAGAAAGAAGAAAAUGAAAUGGAGAAGUCUGGGAGAAGAUUUUCUCCUGGUGUGGAAGAAGCUCCCAAAAGUGCUAUCAACAUAAAAGAGGAUGAAGAAGAGGACAAAGUAGUAAGUGAUGAAGAAAAGGAAGUAACUGGAGUUUCCUUGGUGCCCAGUUCUGUCACCCCAGACUUGUCAACCCAGAAAGACGACAACAUUCAUGACGAACAUGAAACCCCUACUCAUCUUCGCAUGACCUCAGAGGAAGCUAAAAAACGUGGCCUAUCAUUUGACUACACAGAACCUCAGGAUCCCGGUCAUCAGGGUGGUCCUGUGGGCUGGGAAUGCAGCUCUGACAAAACACCACCAGAAAGCAAGAGCCCCGACUCCUGCAGGGUGGAUCCGGGAUCACCUCUUUCUCCCAGUGCUGCUGCCGACCGUACCCAAGAGGAAUCAUCUCUAACAGACUUCCAAACUGAUGCUCGGGGGGAAGAAGAGGAAGUAGAGUUACCAGAACCUGAACAAGAAGAGGAGGCUACCGCCGUUCCUCUGUCUUCUCAAGAAGUUGCUGCACCCAAGAUGGAGCCUAAGGCAGAGGAACAUAGAGAACCUGAAGAAGCAAAAGAUAUCAAGCAGGAGAAAUAUUUGGAGACGAGCGAUGAUGAUCACAUUGAUACGGAGAAGGUCCAGUCUGUUGCCACACCUGAGCCUGUUGCCACUCCUGAGCCUGUUGCCACUCCUGAACCUGUUGCCAAAACCGAACCUGUUGCCGCCAAAGCUAAGGAUGCCGUUAAGCCCAGCGCCCAAGUAAUGCCCACAAAAGCACAAAGCAAAGCAGCUCCUGUCAAAGAAUCUCCAGCCAAAAAAACAAAGAAACUCGUCACUUCAGUUGCUGCCACUCCUUCCCCUAUCUCUGCUCCCAAACUUCAGAAAACUCCCUCUAAAGAUGCUGCUCCGGCCAGAAAAGCAAGUGUCCCAUCCAAAGGUCUGUUUUUCCGUUCUGUUCCUCCAAACUCCUCACAGAUCUUUAUUUCUCCUUCCCUUUUCUUCUUUUUAAAGUCUGACUCACCUAAAACCCCAGACCGUAGUGGUUGCAACAGCCCAGCCAGUCGAUCCUCUACCCCUGGACAACAAGUGAAGAAAGUAGCGGUGGUGCGCACCCCUCCUAAAUCACCUGGUUCAUUGAGAUCUCGCGCCCCGAUUGCUCCUGUUGCACCCAUGCCUGACCUGAAGAGCGUCAAGUCCAAGAUCGGCUCCACUGAGAACAUCAAAUACCAACCUGGAGGCGGGAAGGUUCAGAUAGUGCACAAAAAGAUCGACCUAAGCAACGUCCAAUCAAAGUGUGACUCCAAGGGCAACAUUCAUCACAAACCAGGAGGUGGAAAUGUGGAGAUCAAAUCUGAGAAGUUGGACUUCAAAGCCCAGUCAAAGGUUGGAUCUCUGGAGAACAUUGGACAUGUUCCUAAGGGUGGACAGAAGAAGAUUGAGAGCCACAAGCUAAAUUUCCGAGAGCAAGCCAAAGCGCGCACCGACCACGGCGCUGAUAUCGUGUGCCGGUCCCCUGACAUUUCCACGGAUGGAUCUCCCCGUCGCCUCAGCAACGUGUCUUCCUCCGGCAGCAUCAACAUGACCGACUCCCCACAGCUGUCCACGCUAGCUGAUCAGGUGUCGGCCUCCCUCGCUAAACAAGGCCUGUGAGCUGCCAGCUGAAGCGUGUCGGCAAUUGAAAAAAAGUUACAAAUGUUUCUCCUUCAGUCCUUUCAAAUAAGGUGCUUGUUGGAUUUGUCCUAACUAAAGGUUGUCCCAGCGGCUUGUCUGCUUGUGAAAUAAUUUUUGCCUCCUGGCACGGAGAGACAGGUAUUGAUAUUAUUGGCUUAGUAUCAUCAAAAGAAAAAAUUACAAUUUAAAAGGAGCUGGUGGUGUAUUGAUCCAAAUGGUCAUUUACAGCACUGAGUAGCCUGAUUUUGUUUGUUUAAUACCCCGUUUUUUAAAAGAAACAACAAUGACAUUUGCUUUCAAAGCUGUAUUUGCUUCGUUGCCUUAUUGUGAAUGUUUUUAUUUACCAUAACUUAUGCACUCCUGUAUUGACAUGCAGCAGUAGGGAAGGCAAACAUGCUACAUGGUUUGGAAGGGUGCAGUUAAUGAUACUGGCUGUGAAUUUGAUAGGACAGAAACAUUUCAAACGCUCUAAGGUAAAACUUGAGGCAAUCAGGCUGUAGCGGACACAUUUAACAGCAGUAGUGGCCUGCUAUAUCAUUAUUUAAAUCAAACACAUUAGCGAUCACUAUAGUGCAUGUUUUGUUCCUUAAUAAAAGCUGUUAAAUUCACUAAACACCUCAAUUGUGUGUUUGGUCCAAAAUAAAACAGUAAAGAUAAAUCAUUAUUCAGAUCUGUCUGGGAUGCUGUAAUUCUAAUAUCAUAAAUUAGAUAUUUCUGUACCAGACUUUGUCUGAAUUCUUCAAAACGGCACAUCCUCAUUCAUCACCACAGCAAAUUCUCAAGGCUUAUCUGUCCUCGAUUGCACUGGAAGUUGCAUCGCUGUAUGAAAUCUUCUGGCUUGGCCUCUAGUGACUCUUUUGACAGAGAAGAAAGCAAAUGUCAAUUUACAAAAAUCAUACAAAACUUUGAGAUAAAGCUGUUGUAGUACAGGGCUCAACAUUAAGGAUUUUUGUCUACCUGGAUAGUCGUUUACAUUUUUAGCAACAUAUGUUGUCUAAAAAUAUACAUUUUAAUUUGAGAUUGUCUUUUGAAAAUGAUUUAAUGCAAGUAAUUAGAAAUGUAACGCCAUGAAAUCUAUGACAUUUGGCGUAUAGCUUGUUGGAAAAUAUAAAAAAAAAAAUUUAUUUUAUUUUUAGCGACAUUUUGUCUUAAAAAAUUAGAGAUGAUCUAUUUACAAUUAUUUAAUGCAAAUAAUAAAAAAUGUAACUCCAUGGAAGAUUCAUUUUAAUGCGAAACAUAAAUGUCAUAUAACGCAAAACCUUACUAAUAAUAUCUACUAAUUAAUGACAACCAUUUCAGCGCAUCCAAUACAUCGCUUGAAGUUUCAGUUUUCAAAACAAAAAUGAUUGCUAUGAUUAAGUUUUAUGAGACCAAAUAUAAGAUUUCAGGCCCCGGAUCACAUUGUCAUCCUUAUUGUUGAGCUCUGAAGUACCUUGCCCUGCACAAGCCCCAUCAAACUGAUAUCACUCUGUACAUUCUCUCCUUGUUUCCUUUAACUCAUCUCUGUAUGGUCACGAUGCUUCUGUAUUGAUGGAUUUCAGCUUCUGCGUAUAAAAUGCUGUUCCAAAGCAUGUGUAUGGACCAAUGCAAAGGACAUGAGAGGAUUUCAAAGCACUCAAUAAAAUAACUAACAUCAUAUCGGGAAAUCUCAUAUUGGGAACAGACAGCUGAAAAGUGCCUCCCGGUGUCCAUCAGCUGCAUUUGAGAAAACAACUGUCAGUUUGAAAGAUUCUCUGUGGUCUAAGAUGGAUUCAGUCAUGUACAGAGUUGAUUCCCAGAGCAGGACAUUUAACACAUUAGCCAAGCUCCCCUCAGUAUUAAAGCCUUCAAUAUAUCAUCAAUCCAAACCACAACGCUCACACGCUGCACAUUCCCAGCAUGCAAUGGACUUCACCCAUGGUCUUGAAUAUAGUAACCAGUCACCACAUCCCCGUCCAACUGUUUAGAAAACUACCUUUACUAGAGCGUUGAACUCAUCUUAAAACAUGCAAAGAAAGAGGGGGAAAAAAGUGGAGGAUGAAGCUACCUGCUAAAAUCCAGGUUUAUGUUGCACUCUUUUUUUCUAAUAGUAUUGUGUGGACGAUGUUAAAGAUGUACGAAUGUGUUCAGAUGAUCUGAUUUGGGUCUGACACUAAGCAUUUUAUUUAAUAUCCAGCUUUAUGCUCAUUUGAAAGUGAAUGCACUGAUUUGACAGAAGAGCUGCCUUUACACAAACUACAUUACUCAUUUAGAUGUAUAUCUUGCAUAUAUAAUAUUGGGUAAAAUAGGGGGAAAUUUGCAUCCAGAAUCCACAAUAUCAGUAAAGGACUUGCCUAGAGCCACAUAUAUCUCACAUGACCCUGUGAGAAGCUUUAGACGGACUGCUGUAAACCCAACACUGGCCGUCCUUUGAACAGCAUGCUGCUAACAUAAACCUGAGCAUUUCGACGUGUGGGUUAAGCUGAAGAACAGAAUUAUCAGAUCAAAUGUUUAAAAAUGGCACUGGAUAAGGCCUUUUAAGUAAUUCUACCCUUUAGCUGUUUCAGACGGUUCUGUAAUCUGUUGACCGGUCGCGAGGUCUCUCUCUAUCUCUCCUCCGUUGCAUUUCCCGCCUCUGCUCUUCUCAUCGCAGUUCUUCUUUCUAGCUCGAGAGUUGUGAUCGUCUUUAUCGUAAUGUGUUUUAUUAAUUGGUUUACACUGAUACUCCUUGCUGUAAACGUGAAUUUGGAAAUAAAGUCCGUAUUAAACUGC